This is a messenger RNA of Naumovozyma dairenensis CBS 421, 4944 nucleotides long. RefSeq names its product clathrin heavy chain (gene CHC1). The transcript has a single exon. Gene Ontology annotation, molecular function: clathrin light chain binding; structural molecule activity. Lineage: Eukaryota; Fungi; Ascomycota; Saccharomycetes; Saccharomycetales; Saccharomycetaceae. Gene Ontology annotation, biological process: Golgi to endosome transport; receptor-mediated endocytosis; intracellular protein transport. Gene Ontology annotation, cellular component: clathrin complex; clathrin coat of trans-Golgi network vesicle; actin cortical patch. The record is from RefSeq and is a predicted model, not a curated record. Bases 1 to 4944 code for a protein of 1647 amino acids.
AUGAGUGAUCUUCCUAUCGAAUUUACAGAAUUGGUGGAUCUAACAUCCUUAGGGAUCUCUCCUCAAUCACUCGAUUUCAGAUCUACCACUUUUGAAAGUGAUCAUUACGUUACUGUAAGGGAAUCAAAUGAAGGUUCCAAUACUGUUUCCAUUGUAGAUUUAUUAAAUGGUAAUCAAGUAACAAAGAAAAACAUGGGUGGUGACUCUGCUAUCAUGCAUCCAUCUCAAAUGGUCAUCUCUGUAAGAGCAAAUGGUACCAUUGUACAAAUAUUUAACCUAGAAACAAAAUCAAAAUUAAAGUCUUUCACUUUGAACGAACCUGUAAUAUUUUGGAAAUGGUUGAAUGAAGAAACAUUGGGGUUUGUUACUGCAAAUUCUAUCCUUACUUCGAACGUAUUCGAUGGUAACGUGAGUGCACCUCCUCAAUUAUUAACUCAAAGACAUAUGAAUUUAAACAAUACUCAAAUUAUUAAUUUCGUCGCUAAUGCUAAAUUGGAUUGGUUUGCUGUCGUAGGUAUCUUGCAAGAAAAUGGUCGUAUUGCAGGUAAAAUUCAAUUAUACUCUAAGCAACGUAAUAUUUCUCAAGCAAUUGAUGGUCACGUUGCAAGUUUCACAAACAUCUUAUUAGAAGGUAAUGGAACUUCUUCAGUUCAAGUUUUUGUAACAGGUAAUAGAAAUGUUACUACUGGUACUGGUGAAUUAAGAAUGAUUGAAAUUGAUCAUGAUGCCUCCUUACCAACUCAAUACCAAAAGAAAACUAGUGACAUCUUUUUCCCCCCUGAUGCUACUAAUGAUUUCCCAAUCGCUGUUCAAGUCUCAGAAAAAUACGGCAUUGUUUAUUUAUUGACCAAAUAUGGGUUCAUCCAUCUUUAUGAAUUAGAAACUGGUACUAAUUUGUUCGUUAAUAGAAUUACUGCAGAAUCUGUUUUUACUGCUACUUCAUACCACGAUAAGAAUGGUAUUGCUUGUAUCAAUAAAAAGGGUCAAGUUCUUGCUGUGGAAAUCGCUACUUCCCAAAUUGUUCCAUACAUCUUGAAUAAACUAUCUAAUGUUUCGUUAGCUUUAACUGUAGCAACAAGGGGUGGAUUACCAGGUGCAGAUGAUCUAUUGACCAAACAAUUUGAGACAUUAUUGAACCAAAAUGAUUACCAAACUGCAGCAAAAGUCGCCGCUUCCUCUCAAUCUUUAAGAAAUCAAAAUACUAUCAAUAGAUUGAAAAACAUUCAAGCUGCUCCUGGAACAAUUUCUCCAAUUCUUGUUUAUUUCUCAACUUUAUUAGAUAAGGGUAAAUUGAACAAAGAAGAAACUAUUGAAUUGGCAAGACCUGUUUUACAACAAGAUAGAAAACAAUUAUUCGAAAAAUGGUUGAAGGAAGAUAAAUUAGAAUGUUCCGAAGAAUUGGGUGAUAUUGUUAAACCAUUCGAUACUACUUUAUCCCUAGCAUGUUAUUUAAGAUGUCAAGCUCAUGCUAAAGUUAUUGCAUCUUUAGCUGAAUUACAACAGUUUGAAAAAAUUAUCCCAUAUUGCCAAAAAGUUGACUUCCAACCAAAUUUCUUAGUUUUAAUCUCUACAAUCGUGAGAACUAAUGCUGAUAGGGCAUCUGAAUUUGCCAUCUCCUUAUUGCAAAAUCCAGAAACUGCUUCUCAAUUGGAUAUUGAAAAGAUUGCUGAUAUUUUCUUCUCUCAAAACCAUAUACAACAAGGUACAUCUUUACUUUUAGAUGCUUUGAAAACUGAUACUCCAGACCAAGGCCAUUUGCAAACUCGUGUCUUAGAAGUUAAUUUAUUACAUGCUCCACAAGUUGCAGAUGCUAUCUUAGGUAAUAACAUUUUCUCUCAUUAUGAUAAACCAACUGUGGCCCAGUUAUCUGAAAAGGCUGGUUUAUUCCAAAGAGCUUUAGAAAAUUACACUGAUAUUACGGAUAUUAAGAGAUGUAUUGUUCAUACUGACUCUUUACCAAUUGAUUGGUUAGUCGCAUACUUUGGUAAAUUAAACGUGGAACAAUCAUUAGCUUGUUUAAGGGCUCUAAUGGAUAAUAACUUGAAGGCAAAUAUUCAAAUUAUUGUUCAGGUCGCUACUAAAUUCUCAGACCUAUUGGGCUCUGCCACUUUAAUCAAAUUGUUUGAUGAAUAUAAUGCAACUGAAGGUUUAUACUAUUAUUUGGCUUCAUUAGUUAAUUUGACCGAAGAUAAGGAUGUUGUUUACAAGUAUAUUGAAACUGCUGCCAAGAUGAAACAGUUUAAUGAAAUUGAAAGAAUUGUUAGAGAUAACAGUGUUUAUGAUCCUGAAAGAGUUAAGAAUUUCCUAAAAGAUGCUAAUUUGGAAGAUCAAACCCCAUUAGUUGUUGUUUGUGACCGUUUCAAUUUCGUCCAUGAAUUGAUCUUAUACCUAUACAAGAACCACAAUAUGAAAUUCAUUGAAACUUAUGUUAAACAAAUCAAUCCUUCAAGAACUGCACAAGUUGUUGGUGCUUUAUUAGAUAUGGAUUGCGAUGAAAGAUUUAUCCAAGAUUUAUUACAAUCUGUCCUUGGUCAAGUUCCAAUUGAUGAAUUGACCACUGAAGUUGAAAAGAGAAACAAGUUGAAAUUAUUACUACCAUUCUUGGAAGCAACUUUAGCUCAAGGUAGUCAAGAACAAACUGUAUUCAACGCCUUGGCCAAGAUUUAUAUUGACUCCAAUAAUUCGCCUGAAAAAUUCCUGAAAGAAAAUGAUCAGUAUGAUACGCUAGAUGUCGGUCGUUAUUGUGAAAAGAGGGAUCCAUAUUUAGCUUAUAUCGCUUACGAUAAAGGUCAUAAUGAUGAUGAUUUGAUUAGAAUCACCAACGAAAAUACAAUGUACAAAUACCAAGCAAGAUAUUUGUUACAGCGUUCCGAUCCUGAAUUAUGGAAUAAAGUUCUUGAUGCUGAAAAUGUUCAUAGACGUCAAUUAAUCGAUUCUGUAAUCUCAGUUGGUAUUCCAGAAUUAACCGAUCCAGAACCAGUUUCAUUAACUGUUCAAGCUUUCAUGAGCAAUGGUUUGAAGUUGGAAUUAAUUGAGUUAUUGGAAAAGAUCAUCCUAGAACCUUCUCCAUUUAAUGAUAAUGUUGCCUUGCAAGGACUUUUGCUUCUUUCUGCAAUUAAAUAUGAACCUGGUAAAGUGUCUAAUUAUAUUGAAAGAUUGGAAAACUAUGACGCUGACGAAAUUGCUCCGUUAUGUAUUGCGAAUGACUUGAAAGAAGAAGCUUUCGAAAUUUAUGAUAAACAUGAAAUGUAUAGUAAGGCGUUAAAGGUUCUCGUUGAGGAUAUCAUGUCGUUAGAUAGAGCAGCAACAUACGUUGACAAAAUUAAUACACCAGAAAUGUGGUCUCAAUUAGGUGCUGCACAAUUGGACGGUUUGAGAAUUCCAGAUGCCAUUGAAUCUUAUAUUAAGGCAGAAGAUCCAUCUAAUUUUGUCAAUGUUAUUGACCUUGCUGAACAAGCUGAGAAAUAUGAAGAAUUGGUUCCAUAUUUAUUGAUGGCUAGAAAGACGUUGAAAGAAAGUAAGAUUGAUGGUUCUUUAGUUCUCGCUUAUGCUCAAUUAGAUAAACUUCAUGAAAUUGAGAACAUAUUAGCUGGUUCCAACGUUGCAAACCUGGACCAAGUUGGUGAUAAAUUAUUUGAUUUGAAAGAUUACAAAGCGGCCAAGUUAUGUUAUUCGAGUGUAUCCAAUUACUCUAAAUUGGCUUCGACUUUAGUUUAUUUAGAUGAUUAUCAAGGUGCUGUCGAUACUGCUAGAAGGGCUUCUAACAUUAAGGUUUGGAAAUUAGUCAAUAAUGCUUGUAUUGAAAAGAAGGAAUUUAGAUUAGCUCAAAUUUGUGGUUUAAACUUGAUUAUUCAUGCUGAGGAAUUAGAUGAACUUGUUGAUCAAUACGAAGCUAGUGGCUACUUUGAAGAAUUGAUAUCUUUAUUCGAAGCAGGUAUGGGUUUAGAAAGGGCUCAUAUGGGUAUGUUUACCGAAUUGGCAAUCUUAUACUCCAAGUAUCAACCCUCCAAGACAUUUGAUCACUUGAAGCUGUUCUGGUCUAGAAUUAACAUUCCAAAAGUUAUUAGGGCAGUAGACGAUGCUCAUUUAUGGAAAGAACUGGUGUUUUUGUACGCCCAUUAUGACGAAUGGGAUAAUUCUGCUUUGACCAUGAUUGAAAAGUCCACGAAGGAUUUCGAUCACGGUUACUUUAAGGAAGUAAUUGUUAAAGUCUCGAACUUAGAAAUAUAUUACAAAGCAAUUAACUUUUAUGUUAAAGAGCACCCAUCCUUGUUGAUUGACUUGUUAACCGUACUAACACCAAGAUUAGAUAUUCCGAGAACUGUUAAACAAUUCGUUACGUCUGAUAACUUACCUCUUAUCAAACCAUUUUUGAUUAAUGUGUUACCAAAAAAUAAUACAGUAGUCAAUGCAGCCUAUCAUGAUUUAGUCAUUGAAGAAGAGGAUUAUAAAGCUCUACAAGACGCCGUUGAUGCAUACGAUAAGUUCGAUCAAAUAGGAUUGGCUGCACGUUUGGAAUCACAUGAUUUAGUCUUCUUUAAGAAAAUUGCAGCUUUAUUAUACCGUAGAAACAAGAAAUGGGCGAAAUGUCUUGCUAUUUUGAAAAAUGAAAAACUAUGGAAAGAUGCUAUUGAAACAGCUGCUAUUUCUCAAGAUGCAAAGGUAGUUGAAGAACUAUUGACGUACUUCGUUGACACCGGUAACAAAGAAGCGUUUGUUGCUUUGUUGUAUACUGCUUAUAAUCUUGUCAAGUAUGACACUGUUCUUGAGUUGUCGUGGUUGAAUUCAUUAGACAAUUAUAUCAAGCCAUUUGAGAUUUCUGUGAAAAAGGAAGAAAACGAUGCUAUUCAAAGACUCUCUACAAUGAUUGACAAGAUGGAUACUACUGAACCAUCCACUGAAGGCCAACCAUUGAUGUUAAUGAACAGUUCUAUGAACAUGUAA